Cetraspora pellucida is the source of this 1253-nucleotide messenger RNA. Lineage: Eukaryota; Fungi; Glomeromycota; Glomeromycetes; Diversisporales; Gigasporaceae. The record is from the annotation of a GenBank genome assembly.
AUGCGCAUGAUAUACGUUAUAAUGGUAAAGAAAAGAAAGCAGGUCUCGUAAAAAUAUUUAAUACGCAAAUUCGGCCGCUUAUACCGUCUUUACGAGAAAAAGAAAUGAAAAAUCAGUCAUUGAUGGAAAACAUAGCUACAUCAUCUGGAACAUCUUCACAUUCAGAUCAAAUUAUAUCUAGAGUGGCAUCUACAUCUACAUCAAAGAAUAUUGAAUAUUCAAAAAUUAACAAUAAAAGACAAAGUAAUGCUAAUUGUACUCCCUGCCCGCCUUAUGCUCAUUGCUCGAAGGGUAAGAUUACUUCGUGUGAUGAAGGUUUUGCGUUGGCAUCUUCUUCAAUUUACUGGCUCAAACCUUUCACCAGUAGAUGUAUAUUUGAUUUUAACCGUGAACGAAAGGUUAAAGAAUAUACAAAACUUCUUAAAAGUAUUGCUAUUGAAGAAAUUGGUAAAACUGAAUGUGAAAGUAGUCCUCGUGAAAAUUUAUUAUUUCAGAAUCUCCUUGUUUUGCUUCGUAGUAAAAAAUUACCACGUCAAGAUGCUGAAAAAAAUUUUAAAAUUUUCUCACGACUUGCAUUGGAAAACUUGAGAUUAGAUGAUCAGGUUAAGGUUAUCGAUGAAUGGUAUGGUUUAAACUUAACCACAAAUACUGAUUCUAUUAUUGGACAUAUCUCUCCAUUUGGAGUUUCGGAGAUUUCUUCAUUCGGAAUCCCAAAUACUAAGAUUUAUAAGACUAAGAUUACGGCAUUAUCAAUGGAUAAUUCGGAUUAUCUUUCGAUUAAAAGAUUUUUUAUCUCGGGACUUCCUGAUUGCACUGUACUUGGAAUAUUGAAAUUAAAUAUGCCAACUAAGCUUGUAGAGGCUCAUGAAAAGUAUAAAAGACAGAAUUAUGAUAUGUUAACGCAUAGAAUGUUCCAUGGUACAAGAUCUCUAUGCGAUCCCCAACGAUUUAUCACAAAUCCACAAGCCAUAUUUUGCAACUAUGGUUGUGGUGUGUGCGGAAUAAUGCGAGAAGGCAACAAAACAACAUAUGCUUCUAGUCGCCGCCAUAUGUGGUUUGCCAACAGUUCAUCAACAUCAUAUAAUUAUUGCAACACAUCACUUCUACUUAGUCAUUAUACUUACAUGGGUAAAUAUAAUUAUGUUACAAAUGCAAUGUUUGUUGUUGAUGUCGUUGCUAAAUAUUAUGAAUCGGUACUCAUAGUUGAACGUGAUGAGGCCGCUAUACCAAAAUUUCUUAUUAUAUUUCAAUGA